Molecule: messenger RNA, 4047 nt
Organism: Mytilus californianus (California mussel)
Lineage: Eukaryota; Metazoa; Mollusca; Bivalvia; Mytilida; Mytilidae
Exons: 5
Coding region: 153-1880 (575 amino acids)
Source: RefSeq, a predicted model, not a curated record
UAUGGAAGUUAAGAAGUAUAAUGUAGAUGGUACCCGUGAAUCGGGUAUACGUGCGGGAUUUGUACUCUUACUUUUAGAAAUUUCGUUCCAAAGGGAAGUUACUCUGUCUUGGUUAUUUAAAUUUUCCCGCUUGAUAUUUUUGGCUGGUCAAUAUGGAAACAGCAUUUUCAUUUUCAGUAUUGGUUGGUGGCAAGCCUUUACCAGAAUACAACAUAGACGGAAAUAAAUACAUAGAAGCAGACUUACACUCUAAAUCGUCGUACAUAAUAAAAGACCUGGAUGAUGAAGGCUACCCACAGCAUUAUCCUGUCACCCCAUUUGAAAUAACUGGAAAUUUUAAGAACAGAAUGAGACUUCCAUGCUACCUAAGGUUAUGUGUAGAUGGACAACAAAUAUGGAUGAAGCCAUUUCCUCCAAGUUAUAGAGACCAGUAUUUUAAAGUCUCUGGUAUUAAAGACAAUAGAAAUGGAACUGUGAAAGAGCUUCUGUUUUCGUUGCCAAAGAUAACUUCACAAAAGGACAAAGGUUCUAAAAAUUGGAAAGCAGAUCUAGGUACAAUAACCAUGGAAUGUUUAGAAGCAAUUGAAGAUGGAUGCUUCCAGACUUACAAGAGACAAUUCAUCCAAACAGAGCCUAAAAAUCUUUCAGAUAAAGCAGUUCACCAGCAAGCAACUAAGCAAGAUUGCUCAAAGAGAGGUGGCAUUGGAGUAUCAACUAGAGAGGGAAGAGGAAUUUGUACCAUUGAGAAGUCCGAUAGAAUGAUUACCAUGAUCAGGUAUAAAUUGGGGGAAAGAGAUUUUGGAAAACUUACACUGAACUACAGAACAAAACACGUUCUAGAGGAAUUGGGAAUAAUUGACAAGGCAUGGAUAUCAGACAAACAUAUUAAGGACACUGUUGAAAAGUCACCAUCUGAAAAAGGGAAAGUUCCAAGUAUCAGAAAAGAGAAGGAAAUUUCAAUAGCUUCAGAGAAAGAAGAUGUCUACAUGAAUUCACCAGUAUCUGAGAAGGAAAAUGAACAUCCCUCAAAACACACAACUGCUUCAACAGACAAAUCUUACAAGAUUUUAAAACCAGCAGUUGAAUCAAAUAAUCCUCACAUGACUUCAUCAGCCCUGGAGAAAGAAGAUGUAGGGCCUUCUAAGAAGAAACCUGUAUUGGAGUCUAAUGAGAAUAACAUGGCUCAGAAGCGGAAAAGUAUGGAAGAGAACAAUUUUGAAAUGGAAAUCGACAACAUUAAAAGCAGGCUCAGGUCUAAGAAAAAUGUUACCAAGACCGUAGAAGGUAAUGCAAAGGCAAUAAAAAAGAAAAAUAUUACUAGUAAAACAAUUAAACAGGAAGCAAUUAGUGCUGAUGAUGAGUGCAAUGAAAAAGGUAAAACAAUUAAACAGGAGGCAAUAAGUGCACAAGAAAAGUUCAACGAAAGAGUUGAAAAUGUUAUCUCAAAAUUGAAAGAUUUGGAUUGUGCCGAAACAGUUAAUUCAAGGAAACUUUUCUGUUUCUCACCUUCUUCUGUUUCGGUGAAAAAGGAAAUGAUAGAUGAGACAAGUAAAUUAGGUUGUCACACUCCUUCAGAUAUUGGUAAAAAUCUCUGCAAUGGUAAACUGGGACACCAUUCACAAUCAGAUGUCGGUAGACACCUUUUCAGAAGUAAACUGGAAUGCCAUUCAGAGUCAGACAGGGGACAGCUACUCGAGUUUCAUCAAAUCAAAAAGGAAAUGAUCGAUAAUGAAGAGAGACAGUUCCGUUACAUUGAAAUUGAUGAUGAUGUAAUCAUGUUACAGGAAGUUGAUGAUGAUGUGGUUUGGAUGGGAGAUGAAAGCUGUUGUUUUAUUGACAUCGAACCAGAAGAUGUGCCAGUCAUCGAUCUUGUUGCUUAAAAUUACAAUCAUGUUUUAAAAUACCAUUUAAGUUAAUUUUAAUGGUAAACUGAACAAAAAUAAAGAAAAGUAAUUUUGCUUGGAAGAUCAAAUAAAAAAAAUGUGUGUUUACGGUUUCACUACUGACCCUAAUGUUUCCAUGAGAAUAUCCUCAUCAAUAUAUUGCAUAGGUGUUGAAACUGCUACACAGUCCCUUUAUUGUACAUUUCUGAAUUAAAAAAAGUUGUCAAAUAAUAUUGAAAAUUACGAAUAUACUUUCAUCAUGUUCAUGCAUGCACUGAUAACCAGAUGUGUUGUGUUAAUCAGGAUCAAACUUGGAGAAAGCAAGAAACAGACAUAUUUGUUUUUGGCUUCAGUAUCAGUGAAUAUGGUCGUUCUACAUUUAUACCAAUGUAUAUGGAAGAUUAUAUCAGCAAUGUCUGGGAUAAUUUCAAAAAUCAGUGCUGAUCAAUUAUUUUUUUCAGAAGUUAUUACCCUUAGAAAUGAAAAUUCUACUAAAGAAAAUUGCAUUGUAAGCUCUCCCAUGUGUGCAAUUUUUGCCAGGUAUUUAUGAAAUUCAUAUCAAAGGUUUAUAUCAGCAAUGUCUUGAACUUGAUGUCAAUCAACUUUUAUAAAAACAGUUAUGCCCUUGGAAAUAUUAUUUGGAACUGUUCUUUUAAUUAAUUUUUGUGACUCAAUUUAACAAAAACAAAAUUACUUGUUUUAUUUUGUAAAGUUUUGUAAAAGUCAUCUCAAAAAGUUUUAACUGAUCUGUCAGAAGUUACUUGACACAUUUUCUAACAUAAUUCACAUUUGGUUAAAAAACAAGGUCACCUGCUAAAGAUUCAUUUUUGCAUUGCCUUCAACAAAAGUUGUGGAUUGAGACAUAGGAAUGCCAAGCUCAAUGCUGUUUCAGUUUGUCAUAUGCCCAUUGUCCUUGAACUUUUGUCAUUUUCAUUGUUUAGUGACCAUUGAUCAAUUUUAAGGGUCCAUUACUCUCAUACUAUUUAUGUCAAGAAUAAUGGGUGUAUGGAAUGAUUGUAAAGUGUCGUGUCACCUUGACCUCAUUUACAUGGUUCAUGGUUCAUUUAUCAAUAAUUAGUUUCUUAUUUAGGUCAUUUUCUCAGAUGCUAUAACCAAUAGGAAAACUUUAUUUAGUAUAUGGAAUGAUUGUAUAGUGUACAUGUCUGCCUAGCAGGAUCCCUCAGACCUUGACCUCAUUUGCAUUGAUCAUUCAUAUAAAUGUUAUGUUUCUGUGCUAUUUGUAGUUAAACCUUUAUCUUCUCUGAUUCUUCUCUAUCUUUCAACAUGAAUUUUAAUCAUGAUCAGACAGCAGGUGAGGCAAUUCAAUGUGUGCAAUCUUGUAAUAAAUGAAUGUUAUUUGUAAUAGUCGAAAGAAAAGUGUGAGGCAUUAAAUGGUCAGUGAUAAACAAAAAGGGCAAAACAUGUAGAUACAACGAAAAAGGGGCAUUAACUUUGAUAUCAGAUGUAAAGAUCAAUUUUGACUUAGGUUUGUACAUGUACAUAUAAAGAAAAAGGGGCAUUUAUUUUGAUAUAAGAUGUAAAGAUCAAUUUUGACUAAGUUUUGUGCAUUUAUGAGAUACUGUUGUGGAUUCAUAAUUAUUCGUGGGGUACCAAUUUUCUUUGAUUUUGUGGGUAAAGGAAAACCAUCAAUUUAAAUGUCAACAAAAUACAUGUAAUUUUUUCUACAGAUUUACAUACUCACUUUUGCCAAACAACAAAAUCAAAUAUCCAUGAAAAAUAAAAAUAUCCUCAAUCGACAGAAAUUCCAAGAAAAUAAAUGAAUCUACAGAAGUACUGGUAUAUAUUGUAAACCAACAUAAUUUCACAAUUUAUUAUUUUUGUGACUUUCAGGAGUAGAAAAAUUUUGCAAAUAAAAAUGGUUUCGAAAAUGUCAAUCUCUAAUCUGUCAAUUUCUUUUAUGAAUACAUCAAUAAUAAUUAAAAAAAAUCACUGAAAUAAAUCAAGGCCACGUCAAGUUAGAAAUGGCCAAGUGCUUAAAAAAUCUUUUUUUGUGAAAAUAAGUUGGUUUACUGUAAGUGAACACAUGGUUGAAUAUGUCUAGGUUUGACCUAUUAGCAUUUGCAAUAUUGUGUAAGAAUAUUCAGAUUUAUAUAUUAACUACAAUGUUUAAUCUGGAAAAUAAAACAUGAAAUGAAAAAUAAUG